UAAUGGAGAUGGCGAGAACAAAAGUACAUCGCAAGAAAAGGCAAGUGGCAAUUCUCAUUAUAUGGGUGCUUUUGUGGGAAGCCGGUUCAGAAUCGAUUCAAUAUUCUGUACUGGAGGAGUCAGAAACUGGCACGUUUGUGGCCAAUUUGACAAAGGACCUGGGACUCAGGAGAGGAGAACUGGCUGCGCGGGGUGCCCAGGUUGUUUUCAAGGGGAACAGACAGCAUUUGCAACUUGACCCAAAGACCUAUGAUUUACUGCUAAAUGAGAAACUGGACCGGGAAGAGCUGUGCGGCUCCACUGAGCCAUGCGUGCUACCUUUUCAAGUGUUACUGGAAAAUCCCUUGCAGUUUUUUCAGGCUGCUUUACGAGUCAGAGAUAUAAAUGACCACGCCCCAGAGUUCCCAGCCAGAGAAAUGCUACUAAAAAUAUCAGAAAUUACUACACCAGGAAAGCUAUUUCCUUUGAAAAUGGCACAGGAUUUAGAUGCUGGUAACAACAGUCUUCAGAGCUACAUAAUCAGCUCCAAUCCUCAUUUUCACGUUCUCACUCGCAAUCGCAGCGAUGGCAGGAAGUUCCCGGAGCUGGUGCUGGACAAAGCCUUGGACCGCGAGGAGCAGCGGGAGCUAAGGCUUACCCUCACAGCGGUGGAUGGUGGGUCUCCGCCCAGGUCUGGGACCACGGAGAUUCGGAUCCUGGUCUUGGACAUCAAUGACAAUGCUCCCGAAUUUGCUCAGGAACUCUAUGAGGCACAAAUUCCUGAAAACAAUUCCCUGGGCUCCCUGAUUAUCACCGUCUCAGCGACAGAUUUAGAUGCAGGAUCCUUUGGGGAGGUAUCUUAUGCCCUAUUUCAGGGAGAUGACAUUAACCAACCCUUCGAAAUAAACGUAAUUACAGGAGAAAUUCGACUGAGAAAGACUUUGGAUUUUGAGGAAUUUCAAUCAUAUCACGUGGAUAUUGAGGCUACAGAUGGCGGGGGACUAUCAGGAAAAUGCUCUUUAAUCAUCAAGGUUCUGGACGUAAAUGACAACACUCCUCAACUGACCAUGUCCUCACUCAUCAGUCCCUUCCCUGAAAACCUGCCAGAGGUCAUAGUAGCAGUUUUCAGUGUGUCAGAUGCAGAUUCUGGACAAAAUCAACAGGUUAUUUGUUCUAUAGAUGAAAAUCUCCCCUUUCUUCUAAGACCAUCAGUCGAGAAUUUCUACACCUUGGUAACUGAAGGAGCGCUGGAUAGAGAGAGCCAGGCCGAGUACAACAUCACCAUCACC
Callorhinus ursinus (northern fur seal) is the source of this 1268-nucleotide messenger RNA. Its product is annotated as protocadherin beta-6-like. Gene Ontology annotation, molecular function: calcium ion binding. The record is from RefSeq and is a predicted model, not a curated record. Lineage: Eukaryota; Metazoa; Chordata; Mammalia; Carnivora; Otariidae. Gene Ontology annotation, cellular component: plasma membrane. Gene Ontology annotation, biological process: homophilic cell-cell adhesion.